AUGAGCGCAGUUUUAUUCCUCUCCUUUGUGUGUUGCGUUGCGGCACAAGGCAUUGAGCAGCCAAGACAUUUGCAAGCCUCUAAACUGGGUGAUAAUGUCACUAUUGAGUGCUACUUACCCAAUAGAGAUUUUAACAAUAUGAUGUGGUACAAGCAGGAGAUAGGAAUGAAGCUUCAAAUCAUUUCAAAAAGUUACAUUUACAUGAUAAAGGUUAAAUUUACUGAUGGAUAUGAUGAUGGUCGUUUUAAUGUAACUAUAGGCAGAGGCAUUUAUCAUUUACAUAUUUCCUUUACAAAAAAGGAAGAUAUAGCAACAUACUUUUGUGGAUUGAUAACUUUAGGAGAACUGUCUUUCGGACCUGGAACAUUUUUGAUGCUUCACGAAGAGCACAACUCAACAAUGGUUCUUCAGAAGCCUAUUUCAGAUAAAGUUGACAUUGGAGACAACAUUACGCUCACAUGUAUAGUCCAAAUGGUAGAUGAGAAAUGUGAAGGAGGACACCAUGCUUACUGGUUCAGAGAGGCUGCAGAAGAAUCCAGUCCUGGCAUCAUUUACACUGAUGGAGAUGUGAGGAAACAUGGAGAGAUCUGUAAAGAUGAUUCUGCUAAACAAUCCUGUGUUCACACCCUUACAAAGAGGAACCUCAGCCUUUCUGAUGCUGGUACUUAUUACUGUGCUGUUCUCAUGUGCGGAAAGAUCAUGUUUGGAAAUGGAACUAAUCUGGAAUUCAACUCAACGCCCGAUAGCAGGUUGACAAAUCCUUUGUUUCUCCUAUUGGUGUCAUCAAACAUCAUUUCUAUGAUAAUAAUGAUCUUACAUGUGACUGUGCAAUUCAACAGAUCACAUUAUCAAGAGACAGCUGAAGGUAUUCAGGAUGGAGGUACAGAUGUAUUGACUUACACAUCUGUGAGUUUCAUCAGUAAAUCACGGCCUUCUAGAGAUGCUAAACAACACAACAUUUUCCACCAUACCGAUGUCUUUUCACAGAUCAUGUCUGAACAGAAGAAACACUGA
Messenger RNA from Carassius gibelio (silver crucian carp), 1014 nucleotides. RefSeq lists its product as uncharacterized. The record is from RefSeq and is a predicted model, not a curated record. Bases 1 to 1014 code for a protein of 337 amino acids. The transcript is spliced from 6 exons. Gene Ontology annotation, biological process: response to bacterium. Lineage: Eukaryota; Metazoa; Chordata; Actinopteri; Cypriniformes; Cyprinidae.